Molecule: messenger RNA, 309 nt
Organism: Babesia bigemina
Lineage: Eukaryota; Apicomplexa; Aconoidasida; Piroplasmida; Babesiidae
Exons: 1
Coding region: 1-309 (102 amino acids)
Source: RefSeq, a predicted model, not a curated record
AUGGAUAAUAUAACACAGUUAUACAGCAAUGGUGAUGUAUAUGUGUUAGGAAAGGGCGAAACAAUGUAUCACUUCACUAACACAACCCAGAUCAGAGCGGACGAUAAGAUUCGAUACACACCGCCGAAAUCGACACAGCAAACACUCAGCAGACAAUACGGAUUUGCGCCCAGACUACGAAACACGAAAAAACUGCGUCGCAAGCUUACGCGUGAAGCAACGCGACAACCAAUGCCGCGCGCCCCAGCGACGUACAAGCAUUUCGCGGCUCUGCGAGGCGCAAAUCAGCAGCUGCUUAGCAGACAGUAA